GUGUUUAACUGUAAUAUUUACCAUCUUGACACGCAUUACCUACUCCGUAAGAACAAUAAAACGUCCUGUUUUUCACUAAUAUUUAUUAAAACAAGGUUUACAACAGCUAAUACGAUUAGAUAUAAUAGCAAUAUAAAAUGACGGAUAAAAUGUAUUUCGUUGUGGUUUUACUCGGUUGUAUCACAGUUGUACAUACUGGGGAAUAUUGUACGAAGAACAAGUAUGGGUCAGCCUACCCUGACGAAACAAUGUACUGCUCAAGAUCUUGUUGUGGAGAUAGAUAUAACAGAUACUGCUGUGCCAGUAAUACAGGAGUCAUCGUAGGCAUUGUGCUUGGUGUAAUUGGACUUGUUGCAGUGAUAGUAUCAAUGAUGGUGGCUAUAUUCUGUUGCUGUCGAAUGACCAGAGGACAGAGGGGACAGGUGUGUCAACCAGCAGAUGUUACAACAACAGUACCGGUGUAUGGUAUGCAGACAACCACUGUAAGUUAUGGACAAGUUGGAUACACAAAUGUCGCGUUUCCGCAACAAAUGCAGACAACAAACAUGUCUGGUCCAGCAGAUAAUACCCAGAAAUGGCAAGAGCCCCCACCUUCAUACAAUACUGUCGUCACAAGUUAAAUCUCAUAUGUGGAAAAAUGUCAUAAUAAUGUCAUUGACUUCAUUUAAAGACGAUAUCAUAUUCGGCUAAGCCAGUUUUACAUGUGGGUCAGAAGUAUUUAUAUAAAGAUUAUAUUAUUGUACUUCACAGUGGACAUCACAAUAAACAUCAUUUACCUUUA
Messenger RNA from Mercenaria mercenaria, 781 nucleotides. RefSeq names its product protein shisa-4-like. Bases 138 to 620 code for a protein of 160 amino acids. The transcript has 5 exons. The record is from RefSeq and is a predicted model, not a curated record. Lineage: Eukaryota; Metazoa; Mollusca; Bivalvia; Venerida; Veneridae.